Messenger RNA from Scophthalmus maximus (turbot), 2085 nucleotides. RefSeq names its product C2 calcium dependent domain containing 4A (gene c2cd4a). NCBI's taxonomy places the organism in Eukaryota, Metazoa, Chordata, Actinopteri, Pleuronectiformes, Scophthalmidae. The record is from RefSeq and is a predicted model, not a curated record. The coding region runs from base 655 to 1989 and encodes 444 amino acids. The transcript has 2 exons.
UUUAUUUUACAACCAAAAUGAACUCAGCGUCCCUUUUGGGAUGGAGACCUGAUUAAACUGUACCCCAGCCAAACUCAUUAAAACUUGGGCGGCUUUAUCCAUCGAACUCUGAUGAAAGUCAAAAGUUAAUGGCACUUCAAAUGUUCUAGAAAGGCUCCAGAGGUAUUAUCUUAUCAGACCGCAGUGAUUAUCAGAACGAGGUGACACACAUCAUCAUCGAAUUUUGAUAAAGUGAAAAACAAACACGUGAAUCAAAAGCCUGUCAUUUGUUUAAAAAAAAGUUGUGCACUUUUGAAACUUGUGAACUUAUCUCGCCAAACAGUGCAGCGGCUACUACGGGGGCAUUGAGCUUUGUUGUGGUUUGGAUAUUUCCAUGGGAACCAGUGACCAAGGAGAGAGGGAGGAUCCUGUUCAAGCAGCACAGGGGGGGCGUGUGUUAGAUUCACUGGUUUCCUGCUUCAUUUAAACUGCCUGCGUCUCUCUAAUAGCCACAGAUGUUCUGCACCUGACAAGAGAGAACGUCCAUCUGCUGUCAAGAGAGGCCCAGAGAUUUCUCACAACACCCUGGAGCUAUCUGUCCAUCCUGUUCAGGAAAACUUUGUGGAUUAUCCAUAUUUUCAUUAUAAAAGUUUCCCCAUUUCUGCCAGUGGACCCAUGUGGGUGGUGGAGAAGAUCCGUGUGUCAGUGGAGCGAUCUAACCUGCCGUUCCCAUCGGCCGAACUCAGCUUUAAAAUCGGUGACAUCAUGUUUGGAGAGAAAGCUGACAGAGCGAAGAGGAUUUUCCUCUGUCCUAAUGUGAUCACGCCCGACAACAUCCCAGAGUUCUGCAUCCCCCCGACUAUUCCGUCCUUGCUGGAGAUGAAGAAUACGGAGCCGAGCCGAGCCACUCGCGCCAUCAAGUUGUCUCCCUGCGAGAGGGCCAGCCCUGAAAUAGAGGUGACACACCAUGAGCCCCUCAACCCACACAUUAUCCAGGUGGAGAGCGUGGAUGAGGGCUGCAGUGAUGAGGAGACCACCAAUGCAGACCCCCAGAGUCAGGCUGCCUUGUCCCUUCCGCACCUGGCCAAGGCCCAGACCUGCUAUGGCUUUUGCACUUUACUGGAGAGCCCCCACACUAGGAGGAAGGAGUCGCUCUUCCACUCUGACCCUGGCUCCUCUCCACUGCUGCUUCCCAGGAGUCGAUCCAGCGUGUGCACCAAAGUCUCCCCCUCCACCUCGCCUUCCUCCUCUCCUUCCUCUCUCGGCCUCAACACCCUGACCUCCAGGCUUUCCCCGAAAUUAUACUCCCUGAACUGGCAGACGGCUUUGGACAGUGACACGACUUCCUCUACUGAGUCCUCUCCUUUCAACUCACCGCUGCUGACCAGGUGCCCUGCCAAGUCGUCCCUCUUCAAAACACUGAGUCAUGAACUACUGCUCUCAAGGAACAUGAGGAAGGCAAUGGUGUCCAGGAACAAUUCCCUAUCUACAGAUGAAGGCAGCUCCACAGACAACAGCCCCAAUGUCAUGAGGAGAGCAUCAGAGGGGUUGGCUGAAGGCCUGCCCGGCAACUACAGCCUGGCGCCGCCCACCAUCUUCCCCACGGACUUGACUCUGCACAGAGAGAAGGUAAUGAAGGAGAGAAUGGUACCCGUAGGGAAAGACGGCUGCCUGAGACUCUCAGCGGAGUACUGUCCGGAUAACCAAAGACUACGCGUUCGACUGAUCAGUGCCGAGGGCCUCUAUCCUCCCUCUGUAGAUCCGAAGAUUAUCAACUGCAGCGUCAGCCUGUGUCUGGUUCCUGGAAAAAUCCAGAAGCAGCGCAGCACAGUCAUCAGAAAGAGCCGUAAUCCCAUCUUCAAUGAGGAUUUCUUCUUUGACAGUAUCUCAGAGGAGAAUCUCAGCCAGCGAUCCCUUCGCUUUAAAGUGGUGAACAAAAUGUCCACCCUGAAAAGAGACUAUCUUCUCGGUGAUUGUGAUUUGCCUCUUUCUCACAUUGUACCAUCAUAAGACUAAGUACUUCCUUAUAAUUCUAUUUAUUGAUUUGAUUAUUUAUUUUCAUUUUUGUAUCACAAAUCUUUAUGGGAUUUUAUAAUGAUUAAAUUA